This is a messenger RNA of Callithrix jacchus (white-tufted-ear marmoset), 2823 nucleotides long. NCBI's taxonomy places the organism in Eukaryota, Metazoa, Chordata, Mammalia, Primates, Cebidae. The record is from RefSeq and is a predicted model, not a curated record.
AUGGGGUGGGAAAAACCUGCUGCUGACUGGCUGGAAAUGCAAAUGCUGGUUGGUGCCUUCAGUACAGACAAGUGGGGCUUCUGGUCCCACACAGUGGUUCUGCAUGGGAAGUCGGGAAUUGGAAAAUCAGCUCUGGCCAGGAGGAUCGUGCUGUCCUGGGUGCAAGGUCGACUCUUCCAGAAUAUGUUCUCCUACAUCUUCUUCCUCCCCAUUAGAGAGGUGCAGUGGAGGAAGGAGGCCAGCAUCUAGGACCUCAUCUCCAGGGAGUGGCCAGACUCCCAGGUUCCUGUGACGGAGAUCAUGUCCCAGCUGGAAAGGAUGCUGUUCAUCCUUGAUGGUUUUGACGACCUGGUCUCCAACAUCCACAGUGACACAAAGCUCUGCUAAGCCUGGGCUGAGCCCAUGGGCACCCUCACACACAGUCUGCUGAGGAAAGUCCUGCUCCCUGAGUCCUUCCUGACUGUCACAGUUUGAGACGUGGGUGUUGAGAGGCUCAAGGCGCAGGUGGUGUCCCCCCGUUACCUGCUUGUGAGAGGAAUCUCUGCAGAAAAAAGAAUCCACCUGCUCCUGGAGCACGGGACCAAGGAUCAUCAGAAGGCACAGGUGGUGCAUGCCAUGAUGCGCAACUGUGGGCUUUUCAACCAGUGUAAGGUCCCUGCCAUGGGUGUGCUGGUCUGCAUGGCUCUGAAGCUGCAGGACGUGGAGGGGAAGGUCACCUGCUUGUAUGCCGCCUUUGUGUUCCAUCAGCUCACCCUUCGAGACGUGGCCCAGUGCUGUCUUGACCUGGAAGAAAGGGCAAUCCUGAAGUGCCUGUGCCGCAUGGCUGUGGAAGGAGUGUGGAAUAUGAAGUCUGUGUUUGACAGCAACGACCUCCUGAUUCACGGACUCAGGGAGUCUGAGCUCCGUGCUCUGUUUGACAUGGACAUCCUUCUCCAGGAUGGCCACUGCGAGGAGGAGCACUUCACACUUUUCCACCUCAGCCUCCAGGACUUCUGCAUGGCCUUGUACUACAUGUUAGAGGUGCUGGACAUCGAGCCGGCACUCUAUUUUCUGUUCAUGGAGAAGGGGAAGAGGUCGAUGGAGCUGAAACAGGCGGGCUUCCACAGCCACCUGCUUUGGAUAAAACGUUUUUUGUUUGGCCUCAUGAACAAAGAUGUAAGGAAGCCGCUGGAGGUCCUGCUGGGCUGCCCUGUUCCCCUGGGGGUGAAGCAGAAGCUUCUGCACUGGGUGUCUCUAUUGGGUCAGCAGACCAAUGCCACUGCCCCAGCUGACACCCUGGAUGCCUUCCACUGCCUUUUUGAGACUCAAGACAAAGAGUUUGUUCGCUUGGCAUUGAACAGCUUCCAGGAAGUGUGGCUUCUGAUCUGUCAGAACAUGGACUUGAUGGCGUUUUCCUUCUGUCUCCAACCCUGUCUAAAUUUGUGGAAAAUUCAGGUGGAUGUCAAGAGGAUCUUCCCAAGGGAUGAGCUGGCUGAGGCAUGGCCUGUGGUUCCUCAGUGGAUGCGGGGUAAGACCCUUGUUGAGCAGUGAAAGAAUUGCUGCUCUGUGCUUGGCACCCACCCUCACCUGCAGCAGCUGGACCUGGGUAGCAGCAUCCUGACCGAAUGGGCCAUAAAGACCUUGUGUGCCAAGCUGAGGCCUCCCACCUGCAAGAUACAGAACCUGAAGUUGAGAAACACACAGAUGACCCGUGGUCUGCAGCUCCUCUGGAGAACCCUCAUAACCAACUGUAACUUAAGAUCCCUCAACUUGGGAAGCACCCACCUGAAGGAAGAGGAUGUCAGCAUGGCAUGUGAAGCCUUAAAACACCCCAAAUGUAUGUUGGAGUGUUUGAGGCUGGAUCAGUGUAAUCUGACUCAUGCCUGUUACCAGAAAAUCUCGCAGAUCACUACCACCUCCCCCAGCCUGAGCUCCCUGAGCCUGGCAGGAAAUGAGGUGACAGACGAGGAAGUGAAGGCUCUUGGUGAGGUCUUGAAGGUCUCCCAGUGUGCCCUGCAGAAGCUGACACUGCAGGACUGCAGCAUCACAGCCAAGGGCUGCCAGAGUCUGGCCUCAGCCCUCAUCCCCGACUACAGCUUAAUACACCCGUGCCUUUCCAACAACAACCUGGGGAAUGAAGGUGUGAGUCUGCUGUGUCGAUCACUGAGGCUUCCCCACUGUGGUCUGCAGAGGCUGAUGCUGAAUCACUGCAACCUGGACACAGCUGGCUGUGGCUUUCUCGCAUUUACGCUUCUGGGCAAUGCAUGGCUGAUGCACCUGAGCCUCAGCACCAACCCCUUGGAAGACAGUGGUGUAAAGCUUCUGUGCAAGGUCAUAAGAGGACCAUCUUAUCAUCUCCAGGACCUGGAGCUGGUCAGCUGCCAUCGCACUGCCACGUGCUGUGAGAGUCUGUCCUAUGUGAUUGCGAGGAGCAGAUACCUGAGGAGCCUGGAUCUUGCAAACAAUGCCAUGAGUGACGUCGGGGUCACUGCGCUGUGUGAGGGGCUGAAGCAAAGGAGAAGUGUUCUAAGGAGACUGGGGUUGAAGGUAUGCGGAUUGACUUCUGGUUGCCAUGAGGAACUCUCCUUGGCCCUUUCCUGCAACCAGAACCUGGCCAGCCUAAACCUGGUACAGAAUAACUUCAGUCCUACAGGAAUGAGGAAGCUGUGUUCAUCCUUUGUGUGUCCCAUGUCUAAUCUACAAAUAAUUGGGCUGUGGAAAUGGAAGUAUACUGUACAAAUCAGGAAGCUGCUGGAGGAAGUACAACUGCUCAAGCCCCGGAUGGUAAUUGAUGGUAGUUGGUAUGUUUUUCAUGAAGAUGACCAGUACUGGUGGAAAAAGUGA